Messenger RNA from Halteromyces radiatus, 942 nucleotides. Its product is annotated as TIP41-like family-domain-containing protein. Gene Ontology annotation, biological process: TOR signaling. Lineage: Eukaryota; Fungi; Mucoromycota; Mucoromycetes; Mucorales; Cunninghamellaceae. The coding region runs from base 67 to 864 and encodes 265 amino acids. The record is from RefSeq and is a predicted model, not a curated record. Gene Ontology annotation, cellular component: cytosol. The transcript is spliced from 5 exons.
UUUUUUUUUCUUUUUUUUUGAAAACUUUUUCUCUCUUCGCCUUUCAUUCAUUUUUUUUUCUUUAUAAUGUCAUUUCAACUACUUAAGGAAGGCAAUCCUCGUACUGGACAGAUUCAAGGUAUUACUUGUGAUGGCUGGACCAUCAAAAGUAAAAAGGCGCCUAUAUGCAACUCGAUUGAAAUAGACAGAUUUCAAAAAGAUUAUGGGAUUCCUCCACCAGAAAUGAUAUUUGGUAACAAUUAUGUAGAAAUAGCAAAAGGAAGUUUAAAAUAUACUUGGAACGCGUUUGACGCUUUGGCCUUGGUGGAUUCAAGUGCAAGUAGUGGAGAUUAUAUCAAAGUGUCUUAUGCAAAAGAAUGGUCCCGAAAAAGUAAACAUCAAGAUGUGAAGGAUGUGGUGAAACCUUAUGAUUGGACAUAUACCACAACAUAUAAAGGAACAAAAGAUGUUGAUACCGAUUGGGAAAGAGUGGAUGAACCUGUAAUAGAUGUGGAAAGAUUACAACAAAAGGAACCUAUUCUGUUUUAUGAUGAAAAUAUAUUAUAUGAAGAUGAAUUGGCUGAUAAUGGAACUGCAAUGCUAUCUAUACGAUUACGGGUGAUGCCAACCUGUUUUUUAAUAUUGCAACGAUUCUUUUUACGCGUGGAUGAUGUCUUGUUUAGGAUUAAUGAUACAAGAAUUUUUCAUGAAUUUGGAUCAUCUUAUCUAUUUCGUGAAUAUACUUCAAAAGAAGAUCAUUAUUCCAAUGUUCGAAAGAAACUGGAAGGUAAUGAUAUUAUCUUACUGAAUGAUCCCAAUUGGGUAUCUUCUACUUUAUCAUCCAAUACUGUGACAGUUAUGGAAAGGGAUCGCUUGCGUAUAUAGUUUAAUGUAAAUUAGUAUAGUUGAUUGAUGAUAUUUUCCUUUUUUUUUUUUUUCAAUAAACGUUCGUCGUUAAGUGUG